AUGGCUACCGAACGAUCCCCUUUACUUGAGAGUAAUGUUAUUGAACCUCCUCAAAAUAUACGAGACAAUCGUCUUAAGAAAUUUCCAUUGGGUCUUAUCGCACUUCUUAUAUUAAUUAUUUCUUUUGUCUUAUUUUUCAUAUUCGUACCACAUAACACUCCUUUCCCAAUUGAACCUUGGCCUGUUGAUCUAACUUCAAAUAUUUUUUCACACUUAAAAGCAUUUAAUAAAAUUGCAUUAUAUUCUACUGGAAAUUCUCGUUCAAUUACCGAUGGAUAUAAUGCAUCAGCUGAAUAUAUUAUUGAAGCAGAGUUAAACAUCUCUUUUGGUAGUCUUGAUGAUAUAGUCGUUUUUCAGGGUGGCAUCGAUUUUUGGAGUAUGCGAUAUGGUGGUCAAGCUGCAAGUUUGGCUUCUAAAGAAAUUAUUGAAAUACAAGAUCCUAUUGAUAAUAAGGAUGAAUGGAAUGUUCAAGGAAAAGUUGCACUUAUUCAAUUUGGGAAUUUUAGCGUUUGGGAUGUCGCGUAUAAAGCUGAAAAAAGUAAAGCAUCUGCUGUUAUUUUCUAUAAUUCUCCAGAACAAAAGAAACUUUCAAAAGUUCGAGUGAGAAUUACUGAAUGGAAAGAAGGAGAUCCUUUAAUGACUAUACCCGUUCUUUCUGCCUCUAAUUCACUCGGCCAAAUGCUCAAAAGGUCGACCUCCAUCAAUAUUACGACUUAUACGAAAAUUUUUGUCACCGAAACAUUUAACGUAUUAUGUUAUUUAAAUGAUUAUGGUCAUAAAAAAAGCACAGUAAUACUAGGUGCCCAUUUAGAUUCUGUUCAUGCCUCCCCUGGUAUGGUUGAUAAUGCUUCCGGAUCCGCGACUUUGCUGGAGAUUCUGUUAACAUUAGAGAAACAACAUUUUGAGCCAAAGAACAGGUUGGUUUUUGCUUGGUGGGGUGCCGAGGAGAUCGGACUGGGAGGAUCAAGGCAUUUUGUUAGAGAGCUAGUUAAUAGUGAAGAUAAAAAAGAUAUUGCAAUGUAUUUGAAUUUCGAUAUGUUGGGAAGUCCAAAUUAUAUACCAUUUGUUCUGAAAGGUUCUGAUGCACCACCAGAUAUAAAGAACGGGUCAAUAAAAAUUCAACACGUGUUAGAACGUGAAUUCACUGAAUUACUUGAGCCUUAUGAAACUUCUAGCAUGUUGAGUGGUAGUGACUUUUUGCCUUUCAUUCAAAAUGGGAUUCCAUCAGGUGGUCUUUAUACUGGAUCAAGUGAAAUAAAAAGUAGAAAGUCUCAACAAAAAUUUGGCGGAAUGGCUCACGUACCUUUAGAUCCUUGCUAUCAUCAAGCAUGCGACAUUUUGGAUAACGUUAGCGAAGAUGCUAUCUCCGUAACAUCAAAGGUUGCUUUGAAUGCUAUUGUUUAUUUUGGAAAUAGAAAAGAAUUAAAAAAUUAUUUGAAAGAAAGUUGA
Molecule: messenger RNA, 1449 nt
Organism: Scutellospora calospora
Lineage: Eukaryota; Fungi; Glomeromycota; Glomeromycetes; Diversisporales; Gigasporaceae
Source: the annotation of a GenBank genome assembly